AUGAUCGACAUUUGGACUGCAAGGGCUCUCAUGCCCGCAUUCCGUUUGCGACAGUUUCUGCUGUGCUGCAUGCUCGCUGCCUGUCAGGGUUCGGCCAACGUGCCUACGCGCCCUUCUUUCGAGCAUUAUGACAGCCGCCAUCCGAUAUCAUAUGGUGUUCAAUUACCAAUGGGGCGAGCCCCGUUUGCCUUUGCAGUGGCCAACUCCGAGGAGUUGACGAAUUAUUUGCUACGCGACUCAUCUGGGCCCUUCAUGCCUGGCCCUGCAGCCAGCUCGACCUUGCAAGAGCUUUGGGGUUUUGAGGAAGACAGCAUAAACGAGCAAGACGAGACUAUUUUGAAGGCGGAUUGGCAAGCUGACAGCUUUUGGGGAGCUGAAAGUGCUCGAGUGUUUGUGCCCCGUACGGAUGAUUUCUUGCCGGCUCACGCAGCCCCACUGCGAAUCCAAGCCUUCCUGGAUGCUUUCCGGGAAGCUUCAUCCGCUUGCUGGCAGCGCCUGGUCCAGGCAUUGUCUGUACUUGAGAAGGAGGCAUCCGAUGCUGAAGAGUCGGAGUUGCAUGACAGUGUGCGUGUUUUCCGCCGUUGCCUUUUGGACAAAGCUCAGUUUGCUGGCGUGGAGGCACAAAUUUGGCAGGGUGGAGACUUAACCAUGGACUCCCACACAGAUGGUGCGACGGCCUUGUUGCAUUUGGGGGUUACCCUUGGAGGAGCUCGCACCCUGAGAGUCAGCCAUUUUAGAGAGAGACAUUCGCAAUACAAGCCACAAGAAAGUCGCCGGAGAGGCAAGCGCUCUGGUGAUGAAAUUAGCGUAUGGAACCCUGAAGCUUAUGACAAGGAAGAGCUGUGGGACAUUGAACAGACCAAGGGAUGUUUCUACCUCACAUCGCCUUUCUGCUUUGAGCACGGUGUGAAGUAUGAGAAGCACGAGUCCAGUCCGACUUUUGCUUUGCAGUGUCGGUUUGUUUUUGCAAACCUUUCUGCUGCAAAGCUCGUGAAUGGCCAGCGGACGAAUGCCAUGCGAGAGGUCGCCAACGUCAUCGCACACUCCCUUGCCGAAUCCAUCAACGGUUGCGAGCUCCAGCUCCCCACCGUUCAAGAGGUGCGUGCAGCGGCUGCGCAAAUCUCCGUUGCCAAUCAGCUCCGCAAAGCCCGGAGCUCGUACACCCAGCGGCAUUUCCGUGCCAAGAAAUGGAAAUCCAGCCAGGUUGGACGGUCUGCCUGGGGUGCCGGUGCAGUGAGCGCAGUGGUGAUGCUUGGCAUGUGGCAUUUCAGCAAGCUUGGCACGCGCUUCGGAUUUCCUUCCCGCAGUGCUGCAAGAGCAAAAAUGCCGUGGUAG
Messenger RNA from Symbiodinium sp. CCMP2592, 1335 nucleotides. The record is from the annotation of a GenBank genome assembly. Lineage: Eukaryota; Dinophyceae; Suessiales; Symbiodiniaceae.